AGAUCAACGUCAGGUACUUGCUCUUUUCAGAUCGCCUAGCUGGGCAAAGUUCUCACUAUUCAAAAUUUUCCAUUCGGCUAACACCAUAUUUAUUUCGGAAAGUAUUUCACCUCAAAAAAAUUUACGUCUGUUCAAAAUCUGUCGUUUGUCCCGAAACCGUUUUCCCGAUUCUGAUCCAAACCCGGAUCCCCAGACCUAGUCUUUCAAGAUGUGUGACAAACAGGAUUGUCCCCCGCCUCCGCGGUGCUGUCCACCGCCGCCUCCGUCCUGUCGCCCGCAACCGACGUUGUUCCAGAAACUGAACUGUGUUGCCUGCAAUCGGUUCUUCUUUUUUCUGCUUGGCGCUGGGAUAGGACUCUACUGGGACAAGUUGAAGCAGGAUGCCAAGGCGGCGGCGGAGGAGGCCGCCAAGUCGCCGAAGGAGAAGGAGAAGGAUCGCAAGGAGCGCGAGAAGGCGAAGGCCGACAAGGAGAAAGCCGACAAGGAGAAGGCGGAGAAGGAGAAGAAGGAGAAGGAGAAGGAGAAGAAGGACAAGGAGAAGAAAGACAAGGAGAAGGAGAAGGAGAAGGACAAGGGCAAGGACAAGGAGAAGGAUAAGGGCAAGGACAAGGACAAGAAGUAGUAACAGAGAUGUCCCAAAAUUCCCAGUACAACUCCCAAACACCCCGACUUCAAGCUCAAACACCAAGUUUCCAAUUGAUGCGUGCAACGAUCUUCUCUCUAUACUCCAAAGUGUUUUCUCCCUUAUUUAUUCCCAGUUCGAGCCGAUGACCUGGAAAGGAAUGUGAUCAGCACUGAUGAACCGCCUAGGAAAAGCAUUACUAACACCCAUUCAGAGUUUAGGCAUCAGGAAUGUGUCUACCAUUUCGAGAUUUCCAUAAGACAUUAUAUUGGAUUGCCGUUCAACAUCUUGCUAAAUAAACUCAAUCCGCUUUCAAGAA
This is a messenger RNA of Drosophila serrata, 941 nucleotides long. RefSeq lists its product as uncharacterized. The record is from RefSeq and is a predicted model, not a curated record. Lineage: Eukaryota; Metazoa; Arthropoda; Insecta; Diptera; Drosophilidae.